Peniophora sp. CBMAI 1063 is the source of this 654-nucleotide messenger RNA. The record is from the annotation of a GenBank genome assembly. NCBI's taxonomy places the organism in Eukaryota, Fungi, Basidiomycota, Agaricomycetes, Russulales, Peniophoraceae.
AUGUCUGGACGUACCCCCAUCGUCGGCGUCAACGCCAUCCUUCAUGCUAAGCCUGAACAGAAGCAGGUCGUCUGGGACUUUCUCGCUGGCGGCAAGGCGAUCGUGGAUGAAGAGCCCGAUACACUUCAGUGGUUCGCAUACAAGUGCGACGAUACGAUCGAUGGCGAACUCGGUGCCUACGGCAUUGUAGACAGCUUUCCCUCCGCCGAGGGCCGGAAUGCGCACGUCAACGGGCGCAUCCCUCAGGCUUUGAUCCCCAAGGUCGACGAGCUGCUUGCGAAGCCACCCGCGCUUGACCCCAUCGACAUCAUCGCGUACAAGGUAUCAAAGAACGCGGCGACGGAGGGCAAGUUGCAGGUCGCGGGCAUCUCUUACCUCGUUGCCAAAGAAGACUCCGUUGAGCAGCUCAAGACGAUAUUGACGGGCUCAUAUGCCGACGCCAUUCAGAAAGAGGAGUUCACGCAGUACUGGUAUGCGUUCCAGAAGGAUGCCACUACCUUUGGUGUCUUCGCUGCAUGGCCCACUGAGAAGGAGCGCGCGUCUCAUAUGACUGGUCCAGCUAUCACCAUGCUUCAGUCUGCCAUUGCUCCGCUCAUUUCUAAGCCUUUCGUCGGGAACAUGGCGACCGUCAUCGCCCAGAAGACUCACGGAUGA